Molecule: messenger RNA, 1478 nt
Organism: Ictalurus furcatus (blue catfish)
Lineage: Eukaryota; Metazoa; Chordata; Actinopteri; Siluriformes; Ictaluridae
Product: dual specificity protein phosphatase 26-like
Exons: 3
Coding region: 643-1212 (189 amino acids)
Biological process (GO): negative regulation of MAPK cascade; protein dephosphorylation
Cellular component (GO): cytoplasm
Molecular function (GO): protein tyrosine/serine/threonine phosphatase activity; MAP kinase phosphatase activity
Source: RefSeq, a predicted model, not a curated record
UCUGGCAAAAUGUCAUUCUUAAUUUUUAUAUAUAUAUAUAUAAAAUAUAAUAGGAGGAGGUUUUGUAAAUAAGGUUACAUUUUGCUAUAAAGUGUUAAUUUCCCCCAUGUAUGGAGACGCAAGCGACGUAACAGUAGUAAUGUUUGUGGCUGUAGAGAGAAAAGACAAACAGUCGUAACAGUUAUGAACUUAGAAGAGACGUACGGUUAUAGUUUGACAGUUGUAAUAAUAGUUUUUGAAGCUUGAUGGUAUUGUGAAGUACGUUUUCCCCGAGUAAACGUUGAUGUACUGUGUAACAUUAACCCCACAUUUAGACGUGCAAGUGGUCCGAUGUCAAAAUAUCAGUUUGUUUAAAAAGCCACAACUGAACAAUCCCUGCUUUCAUUUCUACAACAGAGAAUGGAAAAGAUUUAUGACGUGUGUGUGUAAGUGUAAGCCAUGUGUAAGUGAUCCGGUACGAAGCUGCAGUCUGAGCAUUACUGACAUCCAGCCAACACAGAAUCCUAAAAUAACCCAGUUCCCCAGGAGUGUGUACCCGACAUCUGAACGCUGUGGAUCGACAACUUCAGACCGACGGUAAUGCAGUGACUUUCAGUCCUCGAGUCCUUCUUCUCAGAUUCCAUCGCCAAAGUUCAGCUCCAAAUGUCCUGCAGAUCCAAAUAUAACGAUUCACGCUCUGCGAGAACCGAGAUCGAUUUCACCUCGCCCGGUCUGGCGGUGAUGGGGGUCGAGCAGCUCCUUUUUGCCGGGAGAGCGAUCAGCAGUCCUGCUAAUGAGGUCUGGCCCAGACUUUAUAUAGGAAACAUGGAUUUCGCAGAGAACCGUGCCGAGCUUCGCAGGCAAAACUUCACUCACGUGCUGAACUGUGCUCACAGCUCCAGGCGAGGUGACGACUUUUACUCCGGGAUGGGAAUCACGUAUCUGGGCAUCGAAGCCCACGAUUCUCCCGCCUACGACAUGAGCGUCAACUUUAAUACAGGAGCAGAGUUCAUUCAUAAUGCUCUCAGGACGGGAGGUAAAAUCCUGGUGCACUGCCACGUGGGCGUGAGCCGUUCGGCCACCAUCGUGCUGGCGUACCUGAUGCUGAAGCACAACAUGACCCUGGUGGAGGCCAUCAACAAGGUUAAACAGGGGAGAGGGAUCAUACCCAACCGGGGCUUCCUCCGACAGCUAAUCGACCUGCACGUUAAACUGUACGGCUAUACAUCCUGAGUGCAUGACCACACCUCAUCGACGCCUGGAUGUUCAGGACAGACCUCACUGCUGGAAUGAGAUGAUGGUGGUUUGGCUAGCUUCUGAGAUGGUGGAGGGUUAUGGACGAACGUGGGUCGACCCUGAUAGAAACAGCUGUAUAUUAUAAUGUUUGUAAACAGCCAGUUUUAUAAUUUAUUGUUAUGUAAUUUCCAGCAAAGCAGUGCUGUGUAAAAAGGCAAACAUCUGGUUUGAUUACUUUUAUUUUUCUCAACAAUAUGUUUUCC